AUGUCAAUUGUUUUAGUUUUUAGUAUCUUAAUCUUACUUUGUCCUACACAAGGUGCCCUUCAAAAAGGGUUCACAACCCAUCUAAUCCACCGUGAUUCUCCUUCAUCACCCUUGUACAAUCCUUCCCUUAACAAAUGGGAUCGUGUUAGGGAAGCUCUCCACCGUUCGAUUUAUCGAACCAAUCGUAUUAUUUGUCCAUUAUCCUCAAGGUUGUAUCCUAGUGACAUACAAGCCAAAGUGAUUAGUGCUAGUGGUGAGUACGUUAUGGAGAUGUUUGUAGGGACACCUCCGGUAAAACAGUUCGGAAUCGUUGAUACUGGAAGCGAUCUGAUUUGGACUCAAUGUCAACCUUGUAUUGAGUGUUACAAACAAGAAAUCCCUAUCUUUAACCCUAGAAAAUCUUCGUCUUACAAAAUUCAAUCUUGUGAGUCUAAGGCUUGUCAUGCAUUAGACCAUAAACAAGCUGGAUGUACCAAAAGACAAACAUGUUCGUACAUGUACAAUUACGGCGACCAAUCUCACACAAUUGGUGAUGUCGCAUUGGAAACCUUAUCUUUCAACUCCACAAAUCAAAUAGAAGCAACCUCAUAUCCAAACAUCGUCUUUGGGUGUGGUCACAACAAUGCUGGUACGUUCAGUGAACAUGGGUCAGGUCUAAUCGGGUUAGGAGGCGGACCUCUUUCACUAGUAUCCCAACUAAAAUCCACAAUUGGUGGAAGAUUCUCUCAUUGUUUAAUCCCAUUCUCAAAUGAAGACACUAAUCUUACAAGCAAAAUCAAUUUUGGAUCAAACGCUGAAGUAACGGGGCAUGGUGUUGUGUCCACACCUCUAGCUAGCCAAUCUUCGUCAACAUAUUAUUUCCUUACCCUAGAGGCAAUAAGUGUUAAAACCCACAAAAUACCCUUCUCUAGUUACACCAAAUCUAGUAUCUUUAACAAUGAUUAUGGUACUAAUGAGGGUAAUAUAAUCAUUGAUUCAGGAACAACAUUAACAAUUUUACCUCCAGAUUUUUACAAUGAUUUAACGCACGCUUUAGAGAACGCGAUUAAGGGAUCGAAAGUUGAUGAUCCAACAGGGACAUUAGAUUUGUGUUACAAAGCAACAGAAGAUAUAGAAUUUCCUGAUAUAAUUGCACAUUUUAAAGGGGCAAAUGUAGAAUUAAAACCAGUAAAUACAUUUAUAAAAGUAGCAGACGAUGUGAUUUGCCUAGCAGCUAUGCCAGCAGAAGAUAUGGCAAUAUUAGGGAAUGUGGCUCAAGGCAAUUUCUUGGUGGGGUAUGAUACUCAACAAGGGACUGUGUCUUUUAAGCCUCUUGACUGCACUAAGGUCUAA
Messenger RNA from Amaranthus tricolor (Joseph's coat), 1332 nucleotides. RefSeq names its product aspartic proteinase CDR1-like. The coding region runs from base 1 to 1332 and encodes 443 amino acids. The record is from RefSeq and is a predicted model, not a curated record. The transcript has a single exon. NCBI's taxonomy places the organism in Eukaryota, Viridiplantae, Streptophyta, Magnoliopsida, Caryophyllales, Amaranthaceae. Gene Ontology annotation, molecular function: aspartic-type endopeptidase activity. Gene Ontology annotation, cellular component: extracellular region. Gene Ontology annotation, biological process: proteolysis.